GUGGAUAAGACAUAUGAAACACUCUACGGGCUGAGCCUAUUCGUAUUUUUGUCUAUUUUCUCAUUCUGCGAAAUAAAUUUGCUGGAGAGAAUAAAGGCGUACUACUCUGAAAAAGAUAUGGAUUGGAAAAAACUAAAAUACGAAGAGUUCAGAGCAGAUGCACCAAACGACCUAUCAAAGUACUUUGCAUCCAAGAAGCUAUUGCCUGUCCUAGAGGAGUACAUCGAUGAACUAGUGAACGAUGGAGCACUGGAAGAAAUAGAGACACAUGGAGAUGAAGGUGUGCACAAAGAAGAAAAGUACAGAAUAGUAAAAAAAACAGAAGAUAACUACAAAGAUAAACAACACAGCAAAGAUCUACUUUUAGAAGCAAAAGACAGCUCUUUCAUAACGGAACACUUUCUGUCGAAAGAAGAAAGAACGGUUCUAUGCGAGAAAAUGUGCGAUGAGUACAAAGAAAGGAUAGGCAGCGGAAUGUCGCAUGGAGCGAUGAGACACACAAGGACAGGAGCGGCUGUAAAUGUAAUAAUAGGCACAGGAUACUCCAAAAUAGUCAAAAAUGAACUUAUAAGGAUGUUUAUAAAGAGCAUCAGGCCAAAGAAGGUGUAUGUUCUAAACAAGGAAAUAGUACGGGUAGAAACAAACGGAGAGAAUAAUUACGAUAUCCUAUGCAACAGAGAAUAUACAGUGAAUGGAAGACUCUUUUCAUGCGAUGAUGUUUUAGAGUGCAUACGGCAUAUAAAGGACACUCUUAUAAGAGAUGGAACUGUCCUGCUCAGCUUGCUGGAGCAUGAUUAUUUCCUAUGCGAGUUUGUUGUUCUGUCCAUGAGCGCUCUGAAGAUUCUUUCUCUUUCGAAGUCAUCGAUAAAAAAUAACAUAAUUCUGAACAUGAAAGUAACAGAAGAGUACAAACGAGCAAUAAGCCAUGCCAAAUCACUAUCAAAAACAACAGCAGCAUUGUCCAGUGUGGAAAAAGAUAAGACAGCAAAGAAAAAAGAGAAGAAAGCACAAAGAUCGUAUCUGCAGACAUUCAGCAUACAGGGCAUAGAAGACAUUCCCAUUUCUGAUGAUGCAGCAUACUAUAGCACAAUAUCACUGUACAUCUACCUGCUGCACCACGGCUCAGGGCAGCUGCAGCACAUAUCUAGGAAGAACUUUCUUACAGUAGCAGAGAUAGAAGACAUAGCCAGCAGGCAUCCUUCGCUGUUUACCAUUCACUACACCCAGCCACACGAUCACUCGGCCAUUACCCUUACAGUGCUGUAA
Messenger RNA from Nematocida minor, 1266 nucleotides. RefSeq lists its product as uncharacterized. The record is from RefSeq and is a predicted model, not a curated record. NCBI's taxonomy places the organism in Eukaryota, Fungi, Microsporidia. The transcript has a single exon. The annotation marks the transcript as partial.